Aspergillus homomorphus CBS 101889 is the source of this 1341-nucleotide messenger RNA. RefSeq lists its product as uncharacterized. Bases 1 to 1341 code for a protein of 446 amino acids. Lineage: Eukaryota; Fungi; Ascomycota; Eurotiomycetes; Eurotiales; Aspergillaceae. The transcript has 2 exons. The record is from RefSeq and is a predicted model, not a curated record.
AUGGCACGCACGGAAGAACCACUGGAUGCGCCCGAUGGGUCCGCCUUGACAUGGAUCUUCGAUCAUUGCCUUCGGUAUCCCGGUACCUACGAGAUCCCAUUGCGUUCCAUGUAUGCGUUGAACUGCAACCCCACGAGACAACCGUCUUCCACUACCCGUCAGCCUGAAACAGCCUUUCACCGUCCGACCAAUUCGUCCUCCUCUCAGGACUCGAUGGACCUCGCUGCCGAUUUCCGAGCUCAAUUGAGCCAUCAAAUCUCCCGUUUACCUUCGCAGCCAUGCAACCUGCCCCCCAGCUUCGUCACCUCCUUCGUGCGUCGCUGCUUCACUCCCCAAUUGGAAGAGGUCGAUUUCCCUCAGGCCUUGACUGCCUUGGAUUACCUCAAAGACUUUGAGAUUCGUCGUCGGAAGGAGGUUGCCGCCGCUCUGCAGCGGUUGGGCGUGGAGCCGGACGACGUGAAGGAAACAUCCGCAUUCGCUAAGAAGAAUCCUGGCGUGAUCGCCUGGCUCGAGUCGCUCAAUGCUCAAGGUCGCCGCAUCGAGGCUCUGUACACUCAAGUCUACGUCGGUCUCCGUCGCUGGACCCUGAUCAAUGAGAUGUUGAUGGAGCCUUUUAACAAGGCCAACUGUAUUGCCAUGCUCAAUACAUUGUUCCCCCCGGUCACAGACGCGACUGUACCCCCGACCUCCUACCUGACUCCUAACCACCUGAGGUCUCAGCGGGAUGGUUUCUUCCGGUAUAUUGCAGCUGUGGGUCGCAAUGGCCCGGAUGUGCUCAAUGACAUCAUUGCUCAGGGCGCCCAACCAGGAGAUGACAAUGGCUGGCCGGUGGUCCGAGACGUUCUCGAUCGAUACCUGCGUGCAGCGAAUGACAUUUACGAUGACUGCAGCACGGUUACUGGUCUUGCUAGCUUUGCUAGCUUUGCAGAGGGCACGGAGUCUCAGCCUCGGGGUCACAAAGGUCGCAAGGUUGAUUCCGGGAUCAGUUUCGGCUCAGCGGAGAAGAUCCUCGCCUCGGGUGGUGAGAGCAGCAAGGAGGCUGAGGAUAUUCUGGACAAGCCUCUUCCCCCACCCCCAUCAACCAGACCCCCUCACAAGUCGGGUUCUACUCUGGAGCGGCUGACUCGGGAACUUCGCAAGCUGGGAGAAUCCGGCAAGGUCAAGAGCCUCAAGAAGAUGAGAUCCACGAGUGCUCUGGCAGUCCGGUCGGACAAUGUGCCCAGUCGCUCCGAAGAAGAAUCAAUCUUCGAAAUUGAUGAGAUGAAGCGUAGGCGGCUUCUUUGGGAAGCGUCCAAUCGCAAGAAAGCUCACUCGAAGCAGUCCAGCACGGGCUCGCGUUAA